CUUAGACCCUUAAUUGGGUUAGAUGGCUGCCAUUUGAAAACACCUAUGGGAGGGCAACUACUAUGUGCUGUAGCUAGGGAUGGAAAUGAAAACAUGUUUCCUCUUGCUAUAGCAUAUGUGGAUAGUGAAGAUAAAGCUUCAUGGACUUGGUUCUUGCAAGUAUUGUUUCAAGACUUUGGCAGGCCAGAGGAAACUAACUGGGUUUUCAUGUCUGACAAACAAAAGGGUUUAGUUGAGGCAUUCAAGGCUGUGUCACUUGCCAAUGAACACAGAUACUGUGUGAAGCACAUGUAUGAGAACUACAAGAAAAUCUUUAGAGGGGCUGAGUACAAAAAGAAGCUCUGGUUUGCAGCUAGCACUGGAAGUCUGAGGUCAUGGGAGAGGCAAAUGGAAGGAAUAAAGAAGUUUGAUGAGGCUGCUUACAACUGGAUUAUGCAGUAUGACCCAAGUACUUGGAGCAGAUCUCAUUUUUCAAUUCAAGCACAGUCUGAUGCUUUGCAGAAUAACAUAUGAAGACCCAAGAAAAAAAGGAUUAAACAACCUGAUGAAACAAGGAAUCCCUAUAAGGUGUCUAGGGCAGGUAAGCAGGUCAUAUGUGGCAAUUGCAAGCAAGUGGGUCACAAUGUUAGAGGGUGUAAGACUU
This is a messenger RNA of Cuscuta epithymum, 643 nucleotides long. The record is from the annotation of a GenBank genome assembly. Lineage: Eukaryota; Viridiplantae; Streptophyta; Magnoliopsida; Solanales; Convolvulaceae.